Molecule: messenger RNA, 540 nt
Organism: Chanos chanos (milkfish)
Lineage: Eukaryota; Metazoa; Chordata; Actinopteri; Gonorynchiformes; Chanidae
Gene: wfdc2
Product: WAP four-disulfide core domain 2
Exons: 4
Coding region: 1-540 (179 amino acids)
Biological process (GO): antibacterial humoral response; innate immune response
Cellular component (GO): extracellular region
Molecular function (GO): serine-type endopeptidase inhibitor activity
Source: RefSeq, a predicted model, not a curated record
AUGGAUUCGAGAGUGCUCAGUUUAAGCGUUUUGAUUCUGAUAACAUUUUUUAAAUGGACAGAUGCCACGCCGACGACACAGCGUAAUUCUACAGAUGCUAAAACGUUAAUUACUACACUCCUUGCAGUAGUGUGUAAGUUUGGCCACUGCCCGCGCCGACUCAUGGUGGUGCCGUCCAGCCGCGGGUGCGUCUGUGACUCAGACUGCGCUGGAAACCACAUCUGUUGUGUCUUCGACUGCGGAGCUGUCUGUGUGCCGCCUGCUUUCACAAAGCCGGGAGUGUGUCCUCGCAGACGCCAUGGCUCAGGAAUGUGUGCAGAGUUUUGUUCUAAUGACAGUGAUUGUCCCAGGGAUGAAAAAUGCUGCCACAAUGGAUGUGGCCAUGAAUGUACUGCACCAUACACAGUGAAACCUGGUCGUUGUGGACUACCCAAAGGAACCCCAGUGUGCGCUGAGUUUUGCUACCAUGACGGGCAGUGCCCAGGGGAACAGAAAUGUUGUCGGACCACCUGCGGCCACGCCUGCAAUGAGCCGUGUUGA